This is a messenger RNA of Eimeria necatrix, 2328 nucleotides long. RefSeq lists its product as hypothetical. Lineage: Eukaryota; Apicomplexa; Conoidasida; Eucoccidiorida; Eimeriidae. Gene Ontology annotation, biological process: maturation of SSU-rRNA from tricistronic rRNA transcript (SSU-rRNA, 5.8S rRNA, LSU-rRNA). The coding region runs from base 1 to 2328 and encodes 775 amino acids. The transcript has a single exon. The record is from RefSeq and is a predicted model, not a curated record. Gene Ontology annotation, cellular component: nucleolus.
AUGGGAAAGCCGUCAGCAGCUGGAGCAGAAGCAGCAGCAGCAGCUGCUGCUGCUGCUGUUGCUCUUCCCAGGGCGGGAUGGUCGGCCUUCUCUCCCUGCGGCAGCUUAUUUGCUUCAGCAGCAAAUCCCGUGCUGCUGCUGCAGCAGCAGCAGCCGAAGCAGCUGCACGGGGGCCGCGGCGGGCUGCCUCGCAGCACAGUGCGUGUGUGGCGCUGCUGCUCCACAGCAGCAGCAGCAGCAGCACGCAGCAGCAGCAGCAGCGACGAGGCAGCAGAAGCAGCAGCAGACGAGGCCCUGGAGUUCCAGAGGCAGUUCUUGGGCCAGUCCAUAUCCCAGCUAGUCUUCGUAGAAACCAGCAGCAGCAGCAGCAGCAGCAGCAGCAGCAGCAGCAGCAGCAGGCUGCUGCUGGUGGUGGGCACUGAGGCGGGCAUGGUUGCUGCUAUGGACUGCAGCAACGGGGGAGCCCUUCUCUUUUCUGUGCAGCUGAAUGCAGCAGCAGCAGCAGCAGCAGCAGAGGAGGAGGACGCAGCAGCAGCAACAGCAGCUGCUGCUGCUGCGGGCACCGGCGGCUCUGCGGCUGUGCGCGCCCUGCUGCCGCUCCCCAGCAGCAGCAGCAGCAGCAGCAGCAGCAGCAGCAGCGAGCUGCUGGUGCUGCUGCGGAGAAGCCCCACAGUCUCCUCACUUAUUGUAAUUGAUUUGCUGCAGCAGGGGCAGGUGCUGCGAGCAGCAGAUGUGGGGCGGGGCUUCAGCCACGCGAAGCUGCUGCAGCAGCAGGAGAGGCCGGGUGCAGCAGCAGCAGCAGCAGCGCGGCAGCUGGUGCUGCUCUGCAGCGGCAGCAGCAGCAGCAGCGGCAGCAGCAGCAACCUCGUGCUGUUCGACCUGCAGCAGCAGCAGCUGGUCGCGAAGCUGCAGGGGGGUGCUGCUGGCUUCAGUGCUGUUGCUGCUGAUGCUGCUGCUGGAGUUGUUGCUGCUGUCUGCAGCAAAGGGGCCCACGGCGAGCAGCAGCAGCAAAUUGCCCUCUGGCGGCUGCCGCAGCAGCUCAUUUCCAGCAGCAGCAGCAGCAGCAGCAGCAGCAAGAAGGUUAAGGUGCCUUUGUGGGGAGUUUUGGCCUAUCACCAGCGGCUGCUGCAGCUGACGUUCCUUGGCAGCAGCAGCAGCAGCAGCAGCAGCAGCGCAGAAGAUGAUGAUGAAGAGCAGCAGCAGCAGCAGCAGCAGCAGCAGCCGCUGCUGGUUUGUCUCACGGAGCAGCAGCAGCUGGUCGCCUGGAGUAUAGACCCCACAGCUGCUGCAGUGCCCUCGCUGCCGCAGCAGCAAAUAGCAACGCGAGCAGCAGCAGCAGCAGCAAAGGGAGCGGAGGAGGCAGACACUGGAGUCUUCUUCAUACAGCAGCAGCAGCAGCAGCAGCAGCAGCAGCAGCAAGGGCUGCUGGUGGCGCGUGGGGGGCUGCUGGACCCUGUGUGCCACAUAGCAGUGCCGUUUGCAGGAGCAGCAGCAGCAGCAGCAGCAGCAGCAGAAGAGCUGCUGCUGCUGCCGAUGCCCACGGGCAGCAGCAGCAGCAGCAGGCGGGGGCUGCAGCGCGUCUCCCCGCUGACAGCAGAAGAGCAGCAGCAGCGGCGCCGCCGCAGCAGCACCAGCAGCGGGAAGAAGCGGACGCACGAAGCAGCAGCAGCAGCAGCAGCAGCAGCAGCAGCAGCAGCAGCAGCAGGAGCCAUAAUGCCGACGGACGUUGCUGUUGCGUCGCUGAAGAGAGCAGCAGCAAGCAGCAGCAGCAGCGGAGACGGCGAGGCGACGAAGAAGCAGCGGCAGGAGGCAGCAGCAGCAGCAGCAGCAGCAACGGCCCGCAGCAGCAGCAGCAGCAGCAGCAGCAGCAGCAGCAGCGGGGUGGCUUCCGUGCUGCGGCAGGCGCUGCUGACGGGCGAUUUGCUGCUGCUGGAAACAGUGCUUUCGAAGAGCCAUUUGAAGAAGCGGGAAAUAGCAGCAGCAGCAGCAGCACUGUCUGCUGCUGAGGCUCUGUCGCUGCUGCAGCUGCUGGUGCAGCAGCAGCAGCAAAAGCCCAGCAGCAGCAUCUGCAAGGGGCCCUGGGUCGAGGAACUUGUGAAGCAGCACGCGCCCUUCUUUGCUGCUGCUGCUGAGGGCCGGCAGCAGCUCGUGCUGCUGCAGCAGCUGCUGCAGCAGCGCAGGCAGCUCGAGGGGGCCCUUGUCACUAUCAAGGCCCGCCUCGAGCUGCUGCUGCUGCACAUGCAGCAGCGGCAGCAGCAGCUGCAGCAGCAAGAACAGCUCCAAAAGGAAGCUAUGCAGCCUCUCCUGGAGCACGCUGAGGCCCAGUAG